Ogataea haglerorum is the source of this 2874-nucleotide messenger RNA. RefSeq lists its product as uncharacterized. Lineage: Eukaryota; Fungi; Ascomycota; Pichiomycetes; Pichiales; Pichiaceae. The transcript has a single exon. The record is from RefSeq and is a predicted model, not a curated record. Bases 1 to 2874 code for a protein of 957 amino acids. Gene Ontology annotation, molecular function: protein binding.
AUGAGCCAUCCAUACAGCAGCCGAGCACAGAUACGUGCCCAUCUUUUGAACGAUAAUCCGUACUCGUUCGAGCAGCAGCCGCGUGCGCAGCCGCGAUAUCAACAGCCAAGACCUGUCCCGCAUCCUCCGAGGCAGUAUGUUCAGCAGCAGCCGUAUGUUCAACAGCCAGCGACGUUUGUUGCGCAUCCCUUGCAGCAGAAUCCGUACGAUGCUACACAGCAUCCUGUUCUGCCCGUACCACACGUUCAACCCGUCGAGCCUGCUUACCAUGCCCAGCUGGCUCAGUAUUCACACCUGCAGCCUCGAACCAACUCAAAACCUCAUAUCCAGGGUCCCAGACCACAACCGACUCACUACAAUGAACAACACGGAUACCCUCAGAAUCCUCAGCGUCCUUGCAGCCACAACCAGCACCAGUCUCUUCCAUACCCACCAGAGCACCAGAAUCAACGACCACAGCCCCGAAUGAGAUCAACUUCAUACAGUGACGAUUAUGCAAACAGACAGUAUGGUUCUGCCGAGCCCGAGCCCCGAGGAAACGAGUACCCGAAAUCUGCGCAGACUGAGCCUUUGAGACUGGCGUCGCUGCCGGACGCUUUACAGUUUCCUGUGCCGGACGCGCAGCCGCCUUCCAAAGCGAUAGCACAGACAGUGGACAAUGACAGAAUAAACCAGCUCGAGGACAAAAUAAUGCAGUUGGAGAAAAUGCUGGUUCUUCAAGAUCUCACCUCGAAAAAUGACUCGCUCACGUCUGUGUCCAGCGACUCGAGCAGUAUCAAUGGCAAGGAUGAUUUCAAUUUCACGACACCGAGUAUGGGGGCCAGUAGAAUAAGUCUGCCGACCUCAGACAAGUCUGUCAGGAACGCGUCCCAGAGCUCGCAAAGGACGGACUUUACGAGCGCUCCUCCUUUGCCGCCUCCGCCGCCAGCAGAACAAAGAUCCAUUGCUAACAGUCCGGUCGCAAACGUUUUCCUGUCGUCUGGAUUGGACGAUAAAAGUGAAGCCAGGGACAGUGCUACCUCUUUGACCUCUGGCGAAAAAGAGCUCGUGAAAGAGUUUCUGGACUCUCCGGGGACCAACGACGCUGAUGAUGAUCUUCCUCCUUCGUACGAGGAACUCGAAAAGUCAGGAACUCUGACGUACUCGCAGUCUAUCUACCGUACAGGGUUCGAAAAGGCGGGCUUCCACAUGGAUCACAUGGAAACUCCAGCAAUCAAGCGUCCCGUUUCCAGACCACCGCAAAUGGGCCGUUCGUCGCCAACUCUGAAAUACAAGCGGAAACUACCUCCUCCGGUGUCAGAGUCGGUCGAGAAGAUGCUGGAAGGGCAGAAAGAGAGUCUUCUGAGCUCGUCUACAUUACCAGAACCACCGAACCGGUUAGUUAGCGAAUCCAGCGUGAGCUCGAGCGUGUACAGUGACCGGACACCAGAAACUGGCGACUUGCCGAACCCCAAUGAAAGAGCUCCUCCCCUGCCAGAUCCCGACACCGGGGAGUCUGAAUUCCUGGAGAAAACCAUUAGAUAUAUCAAGCCGAGCUCGUUCAAAAGACACGCAAGUGGAGUCAUCGAGCCCAUACUACCGUCAAAAUCAGCCGACUCCCUUGACAGUCUCAUCAACGGUUUUGGAUUAAUCAGAGAAAAGGCAUUCAAAGACUACAAGAGCUUCACGCCGUCUAUCCAGUUUGAGUGGGCGAUUACGCUUCUUGAGGCCAUUGCUCGCUCAGAUUUGAUUUCAAAAAUGGCCAUCGACGGCAGGGUGAGAAAGUCGCCUAUCCCGCUCAAAUCACUGGCUCCCCAAAGAGAACAAUUCCUCAACACAGCAGUGAAGGUGCUGGAAAAAAUCAUUCAGAUAUCCCCCAACUCGACCAGAGCUCGUCUCUAUCUGGGCGACAUUUAUUCUGGAGGUAUCCAUCCUGGCGUGCUGCCCAGAAACGAGGCCAAAGGAUACAAGCUCUUCUAUGACGCUGCUACGAAACAGGACGAUCCAGUGGCUUGCUACAGAGUGGCCUGCUGUUUGGAGUCGGGAGUCGGCUGCACCAAAAACGUUGAGCAGAGCUGCCGCUUCUUUGAGAAGGGGGCCCGGCUGGGCGAUCCUUCGUCAAUGUGCCAACUUGGAAUGCUGUAUUUUGCUGGAGUGAACGGCUUUCCGCUAGACAUUAGCAAAUCUGUUUACUGGCACGAAAUGGCCUACAAGGCGCUCAAAAACCCAGAUAUCAUGGGCUCGGAUCCUCUUGUCUCGGCAAGAUCAUUCAGCGACUCGCGCGGUGCUCUUUAUACGCUGGCCAAACUGCACCAGACAGACCUCAACAUUCUCUGUCUCGAUAAAGAUACACCAAAAACGAAAGCUUCGGUGAGUCAGAUGAUGAAAGCAGGGAUCUUUAGAAACUCCUCCAAGACUCUCAACUAUUUUUUGGAAGCUGCCAAGCUGGAGCACCGCGAGUCGCAAGCGUCUCUAGGGUUCUACUAUGCUCAAGGAUAUUUCCCCACGGCUCAUUUCAGGUCCGAUAAAGAGUCUACGGGCGGCGUUCCUGCUGCUAAAGACGCCAGACGGUCAAUCUACUGGUUCUCGAAAGCUGCAGCCGAUAACCAUCCAUACUCUGCGCUUGGACUGGCUAAAUGGUACGGGUCUGGGGCUCCAGGAGUGUUGAAAAAAGACGACCAACAGGCGUUUUUGUGGGGUCGCAAGGCUGCCGACGAGGGCCAGCUGGCCGAAGCCGAGUUUAUGAUUGGUUUGUGUUUUGAGCAAGGUUUCGGUGUGCAAAAGAAUGUCCAAUCUGCCAUAUCUUACUACAAACGAAGCGGCGCCAAGGGCUACAAGCGGGCGCUCAACAAACUGAAACAAUUUAAAGAGCAAGUUGUUGAGGGGCAGUACUGA